AUGAUUGCUGGUUCUGAUAGGGGUCUGCAGUGUUGUGUCCGUGGGAAGCUGGAUAUGCAGGAUCCAAAUAAAUCUCUUCGUGAUCCAGUUUAUUAUCGUUGCAAUCCAAUGCCACAUCAUAGGAUCGGAUCCAAGUACAAGAUAUACCCGACUUAUGAUUUUGCUUGCCCAUUUGUUGAUUCUAUAGAAGGCAUUACUCAUGCACUCCGAUCCAGUGAGUAUCACGACCGCAAUGCUCAGUACCAUCGAGUUCAAGAGGAUAUGGGACUGCGAAAAGUGCACAUCUAUGAAUUCAGUAGGUUGAACAUGGUUUAUACAGUUCUCAGCAAGCGCAAGCUUUUGUGGUUCGUUCAAAAUAAGAAGGUUAAUGGAUGGGAUGAUCCUCGUUUUCCAACUGUUCAAGGAAUUGUGCGCAGAGGUCUUAAAGUUGAAGCUUUAAUACAAUUCAUUCUUGAGCAGGGAGCUUCAAAGAAUCUGAAUCUCAUGGAAUGGGACAAACUUUGGACAAUUAAUAAGAAGAUAAUUGAUCCAGUAUGCCCAAGACACACCGCCGUUAUUGAAGAGCGGCGGGUGUUGUUGACGCUGACCAAUGGGCCUGAGAAGCCAUUCGUUCGCAUCAUUCCGAGGCACAAGAAGUACGAAGGUGCUGGGGCGAAGGCGACUACAUACACAAGGACAAUAUGGCUAGACCUUGUAGAUGCAGAGUCCAUCAAGGUAGAUGAGGAAGUGACCUUGAUGGACUGGGGGAAUGCCAUUGUCGAAGGGAUUGAGAAAGACGAAGAUGGAAACCUCAAACUCAUAGGGGUUUUGAAUCUUGAGGGGUCCUUCAAGACGACGAAAUUGAAGCUUACGUGGCUACCUCAAAUAGAUGAACUACCUAAGCUCUCACUGAUGGAGUUCAAUUAUUUGAUAACAAAGAAGAAGCUUGAAGGAGAGGAUUUCCUUGAUGUGCUUAACGCAUGUACAGAAAAGCAGACUGCGGCCUUGGGUGAUUGCAACAUGCGAAAUCUCAAGCGAGGAGAUAUCUUGCAGCUUGAGAGGAAAGGAUAUUUCCGAUGUGAUGUUCCCUACGUCAGGCCUUCAAAGCCUAUAGUUCUCUUUGCAAUCCCCGACGGCAGGCAGCAUACUGGGUUUAAUUGA
This is a messenger RNA of Prunus armeniaca (apricot), 1140 nucleotides long. NCBI's taxonomy places the organism in Eukaryota, Viridiplantae, Streptophyta, Magnoliopsida, Rosales, Rosaceae. The record is from the annotation of a GenBank genome assembly.